AUCACGUUCAGCGAACUUUAUCGCAGUCCUCGAUUUCCCGCAGCUCUAUCCACUAACCUUUUAACAUCCGCCAAAUCAAAUGAUGGGAAAGCGCGUGUCCUCGAACCGUUCCUCUGCUCUGACGCUCGGAAGCGCGGCAACACCGUGGAUCCUCCAAGCCGUUCUGUUCGCCGCGGUCCUUUCGACAGCACCUCCCCUGGCUGCAGCACACCCUGACGAAAACCUGCCGCACGGCCCGAAGACAAAAAAGCCGCGCGGGUGCUACAAGUUCUGCAACAACCUUGAAUUGGGGUUUUACAUAAAUCGGACAGACGACACGUGGGCUGCAGGAGCCGAAGUCGCAGUCGCAAACUACAACUUCGAGCGAUAUGUUUUCGAUGAUACUGCAGAAGUUAUCAAAUCCGCCCAGUCCUCGCAGACUCUGAACAAGGUCAGGGAGUGCUGCGAGCGCUGUGCCUUGCAGGUCGGGUGCAGCUUCUGGCACUUGAGACGCAAAGACAAUUCCUUGCAUUGGCAAUGCACGUUGCUGAAGUCCAAGAAAGGGGUCACGGCAACGAAUUGGAACACGAAACAACCACCGUCAUACUUCGGCGGCGAAUGCAACCCCGAGCCUAAAACCGACGACGAUCCGCACUUCCGUGGCGCGGACGGCACGCGCUUCGACUUUAACGGCCUGCUCGGCCGCUCCUUCUGCCUCAUCUCCGACCGUCGGAUCCACAUCAACAUGGGGAUCAACGGCUACCGCCCCAUCGCGAAUCUCCCGGGAACUGCCACGUCACUGGACGAAGACUCGCUCGCUGCAGCGCUGGAAGCGGUAGCCAAUGAGAAGAAGCCACGUCAUAUUCGGGAGCUGGAGCAGGAGAGGCUGAGCGCUGAUGAGGUUGCUGAGCUGGAGAGAAUGCGGGCGAAUGGGAGUCUGCCGUUGACUGCUGAGGUGGUGGCGGCGCUCGAGCGGGAAAGCGGGAAUCGUGGGGAGGAGGAGAAGCACUCGAUUCAGUAUGAAAAGGAUGAGCUCAAGGCACGGCUGCUCAAGGGGAAGGCGAUUCGCAGCUGGAUCAGGGAGCUCCAAGUGAUGUGGCGGGAUGAGAUUGGUUCUCAGCACUCGGCGUACAUCAAGGCGCGAGACGGCAAGGAGCAGGGGCGGGGCAACGGUGGAUUCAUUGACCGGCUGGAAAUUGACGGCCAGCCGGUAGCCCCUCCUUUCGCAGCCGGCUCUUUCGUCGCCAGCGAUGGCGGUUUCAAGCUGCUGCUGGAGGAAACGCGGAGCAAGAAGGGGAAGGAGGAGGACGCGUUUCAGCUGACGAUACAGGGCGUGGUGGACAUGGGCGUCACGGCGCGCGUAGCGCAUCCGCUCAUGCAGACGGCGGACGAGGCACAAGCGCACUUCAACGUGGCUAUCGAGCAGCUCAACAACACGGAGGGGAUUCACGGCGUGUUGGGGCAGACAUUCCGCGGGGAGCCGACGCGGAAGGUGCAGUCGCUGCGGUACCGCCUGCUGACGCGGCUACUGCGGGAGGCGGUGGAUGUGGAGAGCGAGAGCGGCAGGGGGUUUCUGGACGGGCGCAUGGAGGACUACAUCACCUCGGGGAUCGGCGCGCCGGAUUGCAUGUUCGCUGCCGCGUGGCGCAGGGGCGAGCACGAGAACAGCGACGGAAGCGAUUUCAUGCGAUAAGAAAUGGAAUAGAAACGGUUCUGAGGCGUUCCUUGCCCUGAGCAUUGAAGGCAAUGGUGGCUCGGAUCGGGUUUCCAUGGAGGAAAUUGCAUGUACGCACGCUGCGGGCUUGGCGAAGGGGUCAAUCGGAGAGCGGCGAUGGGAGUAACUUCAUGGGACGUUUUUGGGUGCUUGCGAAGUGACGAGCUGCGAGUUGCGGCUUUUACAGAAGCUAGUGGCCCAAGUAUGGGCGGCGUAAUAAAUAAGCAUAAAUCAUGCAUAGAAAUUCCCCACAUACGAUAUAUUUGGUGAAGCUUGUAC
Closterium sp. NIES-67 is the source of this 1972-nucleotide messenger RNA. Lineage: Eukaryota; Viridiplantae; Streptophyta; Zygnematophyceae; Desmidiales; Closteriaceae. The record is from the annotation of a GenBank genome assembly.